This is a messenger RNA of Arachis stenosperma, 1389 nucleotides long. Its product is annotated as WAT1-related protein At4g15540-like. Gene Ontology annotation, cellular component: plasma membrane. The record is from RefSeq and is a predicted model, not a curated record. The transcript is spliced from 7 exons. NCBI's taxonomy places the organism in Eukaryota, Viridiplantae, Streptophyta, Magnoliopsida, Fabales, Fabaceae. Gene Ontology annotation, molecular function: transmembrane transporter activity. Bases 72 to 1148 code for a protein of 358 amino acids.
GCUUUGUCUGAGAAACGCACACAUGUUUAACAAAUAUAUUCCAUGUGUGAGAGUCUGAGAGAGAGAGAGAGAUGGCAGAGUCAGGGAGGUAUUGUUACAGGGAAGUGGUUCCAUUCUGUGCAAUGGUUGCAGUUGAGUGUACCAACGUGGGUGUCAACGUUCUUUUCAAACAAGCCACUCUCAAGGGAUUCAGUUACUAUGCAUUCAUCGUUUAUUCUUUCGCUCUCUCCACUCUUUUUCUUCUUCUCCCUCUCCCCUUCGUCUUCCGAUGGUCAAGAGGGCUUCCUCCAUUCAAUGUUUCUCUCAUCUUAAGAAUUUUUCUCCUUGGUACCAUUGGAUUUGUAGCACAGCUGAGUGGAUACAAAGGACUUGAAUACACUUCACCAACUCUCUUCUCUGCUCUUAGCAACCUUAUUCCGGCUUUUACCUUCAUCCUUGCCGUCUUUUUCAGGAUGGAGAAGAUUUCUCCAAAAAGUUGGAGCACUCAGGCCAAAAUCUUAGGUUCUUUAGUAUCAAUAUUAGGUGCACUCAUAGUUGUUCUCUACAAGGGUCCAACAUUGAUCUCAGCUUCAUCAUCACCACACCAGUCACCCCAUGUUGAUUUUCUAAAGGACUCAUCACCCCAGCAAAAUUGGGUUCUUGGAGGCUUCCUUAUUGCCAUCGAGUUUAUUCUGGUUCCAAUUUGGUAUAUUGUUCAGACCAAUGUGAUCAAAGACUAUCCAGCAGAGAUUAUUGUGGUGUUCUUUUACAACUUGUGUGGGACUCUCAUAUCUGCACCUGUGUGCUUACUAUUAGAUGAAUCAAACUUAAGUGGUUGGAUUAUAAAACCAGAUAUAACAUUAGUCGCCAUUUUGUACUCUGGAUUCUUUUGCACAGGCCUAAGCAGUUUGGUCCAUACAUGGGGUAUCCAUAUUAAAGGUCCUGUAUAUAUAUCAAGUUUCAAGCCUGUGUCUAUAGCCAUAGCUGCUGCUUUCAGUGUUAUAUUUCUUGGUGAUCCACUAUAUUUGGGCAUUGUUGUUGGAGGAGUAAUAAUAUCAAUUGGGUUUUAUGCUGUUUUAUGGGGUAAAGCAAACGAAGAAUUGAGUGAGUACAUUGAUUCAAGCCAAAGUCAACCCACAUCAAAAGUCAACCAGCCUUUGUUACUAUAGAAGGUCAAGUACAGAAGCUCAGAGAACAAGAAAUGAAUAAAAAAUUUAUAACAGAGAGCUAAAACCCAAAAAGAUAAUAAAGCAGAGAAAAGUAUAUUAAAUCUGAGAAGAUUAAUUUGAAUAAUAGUGCACUAAACUAUUAUGGUUGUAUAUGAGUGAAUAGAAGAUAUCAAACCAAGUCAUAACUCUCUUCUAAUAUAUAGAACUGCUAUACUAGCUAAAACAAAAAAAUUACUUCUAA